UAUUACGACUUCCGGUUAAAAAAAAAGCUAGUAAGCAAAAACAAAAAUACUGCAAUUUUCUGGACAUGACAUCUGAUUCCAACUGUAAUAUCAUUGAGCAUUUGAAUAGAGAUUUUGAAAAAUGGCAAGAGAAAGACAACUCAGACUUGAUUUACUUGUUAGAGAACAAUACAGAUGAAAAUGGUCAUGUUGUGCUAGUGUUGCUGCUUGCAAGUGAACAUGAAUUCAAACUCCAUAUACCAAUUAAUUACCCAGAUGGGGCCACACCUUUUUAUGUUGAAGCUGAUUCCUUGAUAAGUGCAUGGAGUAAUAGCCUUAAUGAGAUUCUAAAAGAAGCCACACAACCCUUUUCACUCGAAGAAGUUCUCAACAAUGCUGUUGAUUUGUACACUAAACAAAAAGCCCCCAAAAGUCCGUCAACGUCUGAGGAGGAGCUGAGUGAUGAGGAGAUGGAAGCCAUUUCUGAUGACGAGGAGGAACAAGAGACUAUCAUUUUGGCUGAUGACGAUGCAUUCACAACAGAAUGGGAGUUGAAAGUCGCUCGUAAAAAGAAACGAUGGGCACAAAAAGAAGCUGAAUUGCGAGAGUCCAUGAGGCUCACAAAUGACCCAAACUCAAUGGGAGCAGUUGCAGCCACACCAGCCAUGGCUACUGUCAAAUCUGUCUUUACUAGUUCUGGAGCGGCAGGGAUACUUACAAAUGACCUUGUCCGGAUUAUGGAGAAUGAGAGGCAAAUUGGGUUUACAGCUGAGCCUAUCGAUGACAACAUUUAUCACUGGCAAGUCAAAAUAUUUGACUUUGACCCCCAAAGUGAAUUAUGUCAGGAUAUGAGUGUUAUUGAGAAAAACUUUGGAUACAACUACAUAGAGCUGGAAAUGAUGUUCCAGAUUGAUCUUUACCCGUUUUAUCCACCGUUAGUCAAAGUAAUGAGGCCCAGACUUCAGGGCUUCAUGAUGCAGAGAGUGACUAACAUGGAGAUGUUGAAGCUGUCCUACUGGUCCCCCACCAAAGACAUGCAGGGUGUCAUACAGGAGAUCAAGGCUUUCCUACAGCAGUGGGCAAGGUUAGAGGUGGAGAGUGAGAGAAACGAUGUCCAGAAGUACCCUCGGGGAGCCUACUUAGAAAUGGAGCAUCACCUACUCACCCUGGCUCUGGUCAGCGAAGUUGUACCGCGUGUUAAUUUAAGAUACCAAAUGGAUGUUGACAAAAUGGCUGAAAUGAAAUCUCUACCAGCUAAUAAAAAUAAAAGACCAGAUUUUCACAAAGAAUAUUGGGCUAGAGGGACGGGAUAUGGACAUCAUAACAGACCAGAGUGGGACAUCAAUGCCUAUCUUGCUGCCCAGAAAGAGAAGGACAACAAGAUUGAGAGUGUUCUCCAUCAAAUUCUGGAGGAGUUGAAGUUGUUGUACUCCCAGCAUGCACCACAGUUAAAGCCCCGACCCCGCGACAGCAUGAUCGACCCUGAGAUCCAAGACACAGGACAGGGGGUGGAUCCUGUCUAUGACAUGUACACCGUUCUUGAAGGAUCUGCUCUUAUACCAUUUAUUGAGCAAUAUUUAAUGGCAGAUUCAUUUUUGGAGAUUUGUAGACAUUCAGAUGUAUAUAAAGUUAUUGUUGAUAUUGUAAAAGAACUGGCUCGCCAGAGGCAGUUUCUCCCCUUACUCUGUGCACUACCAAACCAGGAGACGUCUAUAUAUCAGCUGUUAUCACAGCUAGAACAACGAGCCUCCAUCAUGUUAAGGCACCUAAACAAGGCGGGUAAUGGGAGUGUACCUAAAGCCACGCCCCCAAAACCCUCCGAGAGUGAAACCUCCAGUUCUUUCAAUCUCUUUCCUAAAUGUUUCUCUAGAUGUCGGAGUUCACCGAGCACGCUCAGUUCCCCAUCCUCCUCAGAGUCAGAAAUGGCAGAAGAGAAGUUAGCCAGAGAAUUUGCAGUCCUUUUCAAUCUUGUGAAAGGUAUGCUGGAACUGGACGGUUUAUUGUCUAACAGCACCUCCAUGUCUAGUCAGUCCUCACUGGAGAGCGACAAAAACUCACCCAAAUCAGAGGAGCCCAAAACGGAACAACAGACACAAAUAAGUGAUGUUCAAUACAAGCAAGCAUUACAACCCCUGCAAUAUAUGGCUGCAUCGUUGUCCUUGGAUGGCACACACUGUCACAACUAUGCAUCAGAAUUCAAACACUCACAGAAUGUUACACAGAAGCAGGUUUUAAGGAUUGCACAAGAGUUAUCUUCUCUUUCAACCUCUCUUCCCCUUGAAUUGUCCUCUAGCAUAUUUGUCAGAACUGAUGAUGACAAAAUAACUCUAAUGAAAGCUUUAAUCACUGGUCCUGAAGGAACCCCAUAUUCCGGAGGUUGUUUUAUAUUUGACAUUUAUUUCCCACCGAUGUACCCACAAACCCCACCUCACGUCAACCUUCAGACCACGGGAGGGGGCAAAGUCCGAUUUAAUCCCAACUUGUAUGCGUGUGGCAAGGUUUGCCUCUCCUUGCUAGGUACAUGGGAGGGACAGAGAGGGGAGCAGUGGAAUGUCAAAACUUCUACUUUGCUACAGGUGCUUGUAUCGAUCCAGUCGUUGAUCCUAGUCCCAGAUCCAUAUUUCAAUGAGCCUGGAUUUGAACAGGAAAUUGGCACAGACUCUGGGAAGAAACACAGUGAUGAUUAUAACGAAGAUGUGUGCUACAACAAUAUGAAGUAUGCCAUGAUCAGCCAGCUUCAGAACCCACCACCAGAAUUUGCAGAUGUCAUUAAAAGUCAUUUCUACUGGAAGAAACAAAGGAUUCUUGAGGAGGUAGACAGUUGGGUGAAAAAGCACAAUAACAAAAGGCUUGAGAGAGCGGCACAAAACCUGAAGCAAGAAUUAAAGAAGUUACAUCAACCCCCAAGCACUGCAUCACAAUUUCAGCUGAACCAUAAACAGUAUAAGGUUGGAGACUUUGUGUUGAUCGCGAGCAGUAAUGAUGACUUUCAGGAGGAUCCCAUGGAGUCGGCCUACGUCGCCAAACUGGAGGACCUGUAUUCAGAUGGAAUACGAGAUGUAGCAGAGGUUCAGUGGUUCUGGACUCAGGAAGAAAUUCCAGACUCGGUUCUGAAGAGAUGCUCAAAGAAAUUUGGUCCAGUAGAGUCAAAUGAAGUAUUCCUGAAUGUGGGCAGAAAUGUUCAAAGAGAGAUAGACCCUGAGACUGUGUUGUGUAGAUGUAAUGUGACCCAAUUUGGUUCUGAAGGAAAACAAUCCAAAGAAAAGCUGAAAACAUUUGUGGUUAAAAAGACAUUUGAUGGAACAAAAUUCCAAGACCUUGAAAAUAUUAAAGAAAAAAGUCAAACCAAGGAGACAAAACCAUUAAAUAACAGGGAAUUCAAGGAGAACAAGAACUUGGGGUCUAGAACUAGGAGGUCGUUUGGAGGAGUGCCAUCCCGACAGUUACAGGAAAGAAACAGUUUAUUGAAUGUUAUACCCAUUGAAAAUGAUCACAAUGUGGAAACCGAUGUCCUAACGUCACUGGUUCCUCUGGUGAAGAAACUUCCUGACAGACGCAAGUCAACAGGGCAGUUUUUAGGUCGACGGAUAGAGGCACAAGAUGUAGCUUCCAUGUUGAUGAACGAUGAUGAUUCUGAUGCAGUUUCUUUAAUAUCAACCACUUCUUCAGAUGUAUCUAGUGUCAUUAGCAAAAAAUCCACACCUUUAAAGUCCAUUCUUACACCGCAGAAGAAACCCGAGCUCAGUCGCACAGAGCCCCGUAGAUUGAACAGAAGGGUGUCAUUUUCCACCCAGGAGAGUAGACCUGCCCCCAAGUCUGCCACUAAAGCAGAGAGAAAAGUGCAGAAAGUUUUGAUUAAAAGAAUCUCAGAAAAUGAGUAUCAGUCUCAUAGAAACAAAACGCCUGAGAGCAGCGAAAGACCGGCCCGCAAAAAACUCACUCGACAGUUUGAUGCAGCUCUCCCUGAUACGCCUGCUUCUCGGAAUCUGCGGAAAAGGAGCAAGGUCAUAUCUUAUGAUGAGAACGUGGACUUUUCACCUGUUGGGAAGAAUGAAGUUUUUCACCCUGCAUCAGACUCUGACUCUGCUGACAGCGAUAUGUCAGACUUCAGUGAACCAAUCAAAAAGAAAAGUUCAAGGACAACUACACCCAAGGCCAAAAAAUCAAGGAAAAGUAGUACUUGUGUCACACCUAAGAUCCCGGACAGAUGUGAGCCAUUAUCAUCGCCUUCCAAUGUUCUAGAAGAGGCCAGGACAAGGUUGCAUGUGUCAGCUGUUCCAGACAGCCUGCCCUGCAGGGAGACUGAAUUUGAGGACAUUUUUAACUUUGUAGAGAGCAAAAUCCUGGAUGGCACUGGAGGGUGUAUGUACAUAUCUGGUGUACCUGGUACAGGUAAAACAGCCACUGUACAUGAGGUUGUGCGAGCUCUUCAUCGGGCCACUGAGCAGGAAGAGCUGCCAGGCUUCAAGUACAUAGAGAUCAACGGAAUGAAGUUAACAGAGCCCCGUCAGGCCUACGUACAAAUGUUGCAGCAACUAUCCAAUCAGAAGGCCACGCCUGACCAUGCUGCUGACCUUCUGAAUAAAAAAUUCACCACUCCAGGACCUCGCAAAGAAACCAUUGUAAUGCUAGCUGAUGAGUUGGACCUUUUGUGGACAAGGAAACAAGACGUGAUGUACAACAUCUUUGAUUGGCCAUCACAUCGCCACGCCCGACUUGUUGUAUUAGCCGUGGCUAACACGAUGGAUCUACCUGAGCGAAUCAUGAUGAAGAGAGUCUCCAGCAGAUUAGGUCUCACAAGGAUGACCUUCCAGCCCUACACUUUCAAGCAGCUCCAAGAAAUAGUGAUCUCCAGAAUGAAAGGACUGAAGGCGUUUGAGGAGGAUGCCAUUCAGUUAGCUGCUAGGAAAGUCGCAGCCGUGUCGGGGGAUGCUAGGCGGGCUCUGGACAUCUGCAGACGGGCCACCGAAAUCGCUGAAAAUCUCUUUCCUUCCAAAACCAAGCUCUCCUUAGUGGGAAUGUCACAUGUUAAUGCUGCGCUGCAAGAAAUGUUCUCAUCCCCUAAAGUUGUAGCCAUGAGGACUGCCUCGGACCAGGAGAAGAUAUUUUUGCGAGCUGUGGUGGCAGAGUUCCAGAGAUGUGGGUUGGAGGAAGCCGAGUUUGCCAAAAUUUACAUACAACAUACAGCAUUGUGUAGGAUUGAUGGACUGAAACCUCCAUCUACCACAGAAAUGGCCAGAGUAUGUGCCGGAUUGGGAAGUGUACGAUUGCUGCUUGUGGAACAUGGCCGCAAUGACCUUCAAAUGAGAGUGAGGCUGAAUGUUAGUCAGGACGAUGUUCUGUAUGCUCUCAAGGAGAAAAGUGGAGUUUGACCAAAAUAGACUGUAGCUAAAUCAAGUUGAAAACUGUGCUGCAAAAGGAUUUAGUGUAAUUUGCUCAUGCAUGUACAUCUUCCAUAUUGUGUUCAAAUGCUCACUGUAUUCAUAUGAAUUUAGAAUAAUAUAUUCUCAUUAAAUUUAUAACAAAGUUUUAAUCUGUUCAAUAUUUAUUAAGCUGAUGAUGUUCUACCAUUCUAUGUAAUUUUAAUAUGAUAAUUGAAUAAACAAUUGAUUUUGUUAAACAA
Magallana angulata is the source of this 5602-nucleotide messenger RNA. RefSeq lists its product as uncharacterized. Gene Ontology annotation, cellular component: nuclear origin of replication recognition complex. The coding region runs from base 66 to 5351 and encodes 1761 amino acids. NCBI's taxonomy places the organism in Eukaryota, Metazoa, Mollusca, Bivalvia, Ostreida, Ostreidae. Gene Ontology annotation, biological process: DNA replication initiation; mitotic DNA replication checkpoint signaling. Gene Ontology annotation, molecular function: chromatin binding; ATP binding; ATP hydrolysis activity. The transcript is spliced from 45 exons. The record is from RefSeq and is a predicted model, not a curated record.